UAAAUCUUUCACGCAACAGGACACAUACCUGUCCUGUGGCUACUCGUUGAAACCUCGGACAUUCUCUGUUCAUCGACGGUGCAUGCGGUGAAUCUCACCGCCGAGGCCCACAGCGGGCGAGGCGCUCUUGUCUUCUCCUUCUCUGCAUCUUAUCCAUUCCUCUCCUCCCCAUUCUCUCUGGUAGCACUCUCAGAUCCAACCCUCAGCGACGGCCAUUAGAAGCUUGCCAUGGAAGCUAUGAAGACCGCCGCCGACUGACUCUUCCCCAUGAUCCAUGAUUUUUUCUGCCGACCCGCCUAGCAGUUCUUCUACCACCGGUCACCAUCGUCUUCCUCAACCCCGUCCUGCGGACAUUGCCAGCUCAAUGGACGAUGAUGAUUUCAUAGUCAAGGGGCUUCCACAGCUCUCUGCCAUCUCUGUUACCAUUAGCAGAAGGUAUAUGCUUGAACAGGCUAUCAAGCGAAUCCGCGCUACAAUGCAUGCAUUUGAGCUAACUGAUGAUGAUGACGCCACGUUGAUGGCAUCAGUGAAAAUCGAUCUACAACCUCACAGCAAAAGCAUAUUGCCAACCCAACAGGUGUUCUUUGGAGAAUCAACUCAAUUUGCCAGCGACGCUGUUGAAUCAGCAUGUUCUGCUGCUUUGUCCUAUCUGUUGACGACGGGCAUAAUUACGAUAGAUGACUACAACUCAGCAGAUCUGAAUAAUUGCCAGAGACAACUCAAAGCUGAGCAGUUCUGGUCAUCAGAGCUAUAUGAUCGUGUGGAGUCGUUUCAAAAACAGCUCAGCUCCUUGACUACAACAAAGAAGAGGCCUAGUUCAGAGAGUAAUGAUGAUAGCACUCCAACAGCUAAAUGUGUGAAUAAAUCAGAGGAUGGCCUCAACGACACUCCGGGUUCGCUGCCGCCAAACAAAGAAACAUCAACCAAUGAAACAGAUCACAGCUCCAGCAAAGAAAUAAUAUCUCAGCCUGUUGCCCGCAGAGCUUUACUCUUUAAAGACUAAAUGCACGGAUCACAUGGUGCGUAGACAGGACUAAUGUUGCUCAAAUGUGAGCAUACGUGCACGUGUUCAAGGAGUUUUGCCCUCUGUCUAUGCCUCAAGUCUCAAUGAUGGCUCUCCAUAUUAUCGCUACCAUGUCUUAUUUGUUUUGUUUGCUCAGCAAAUGUUUUGUUGUACAAGAAUUAGACGACACUGGACCUGUAUAAUUAUAUCCUACUCAUGCAGUUUAUUAUGUAAG
Molecule: messenger RNA, 1238 nt
Organism: Aegilops tauschii subsp. strangulata
Lineage: Eukaryota; Viridiplantae; Streptophyta; Magnoliopsida; Poales; Poaceae
Source: RefSeq, a predicted model, not a curated record